CUUUUCAUAAUAUUCCGCGGAUUAGUAUGGACAGAACUUGGGGGCGCUAGUGGUUUUGACGAUCCUACGAAAAAGGUCGGGGUGGCCGUUCUCAGGUUUCUCUCUAUAGCGGCAAACUUCAUAUAUAUAAUAUUUAUGUGAUGACACAUGCUUCAAAGGUUAUAGGUUAUAUUCCGGGGAAUGAUGAAUGAUAACCGUGCGAUUGAAACACAUAAUUGUAUUAAUACAUAUUACAACGAUCUUUGACAGAUCAUUGGAAAACAAUCAAAUAUCCGACUCGAAGGUUAUCAUGAAACGACAGGAAGAAACCUUGGCGGGAUGGAAUAUUGUAUGGUGGUUAUUUAAAUUAUUCGGUCUCCCAAUUACUAUUCCUUGGCUGGUAUAUCAUUUUUAUGAUAUCAUGCAGCAAAAACGAAGAAGGUCAGCUCUUAGCAAGAAGGUGGUGAUGAUAACUGGUGCUAGUUCUGGAUUAGGAGAAGCUUUGGCACAUGUAUUCUAUAGCUCAGGUUGCAGAAUUAUCCUUGUAUCUCGCAGGAAAGAAGAGUUAGAGAGAGUAAAAAAUGAUCUGAUGGAUACUCAUCAAACUGUUCUAACUUAUCCACCCAUUGUUUUACCAUUAGAUUUAACUGAUAUUAAUAACUUGAAAAAUGAAGUAUCAAAAGCUAUAAUGAUACAUGGCAGAAUUGAUAUUCUAAUUAAUAACGCUGGUAUUUCAUAUAGGGGAGAAGUUAUUGAUACAAACGUCGAUGUGGACAUAAAAGUAAUGCUAUCAAAUUAUUUCUCUCAAGUUGCAUUAAGCAAAAUUGUUCUUCCAUACAUGAUACAGCAACAAUCGGGUCAUAUAAUUGGCAUAAGUAGUAUUCAGGGGAGAAUAGCUAUUCCAUUUAGAUCUGCAUAUGCAGCAUCUAAGCAUGCAUUACAAGCUUGGUAUGAUACUGCCAGAGCAGAGCUGGCUGAUAAAAACAUUAAAUUUACAGUCGUCAAUCCAGGAUAUGUCAAAACAUCUCUUUCUCUAAAUGCCUUAACAGGAACUGGACAAGUUUAUGGAGUAAUGGACAAAACAACUGAAAAUGGUUAUGAACCAAAAUAUGUAGCCAAAUGUAUUUUAAAAUCUGUAUUGAAGCAAGAGAAAGAAAUUAUUAUUGCACCAUUUUCUCCAAAGUGUGCUAUAAUACUUAGAACUUUAUUACCUUCACUCUUUUUCUGGAUUAUGCAAAAGCGUGCAAAAAAAUUAGCACAUAAUAAAUAAUUUUAUUUUAAUUGUAAAUAUCACUAUUUAAUUAAAGACAAGGUUUUUAUAUAUUGGUUGUGGAUUUAUGUUUUUAUAUAGAGAAUUAUUUAAAAAUGUAAUUACAUAAUUAUAUAAUAUGAAAAAGUAAUAUAAACAAAGGAUAAUAUGUAAUUAAUUUCUGAGUUACUGCAUUCUAGGAUAACAAAUAAAAUACAUUAUUCAAAAGUAUAUUUUUUAUUUGUAUUGUAGCCACUUUCUGACUAGUGGAGUAUCUUUACAUUAUGUACAUUUUUUUAUUAUGAAAUUUUAAUUAAAACUGACACUGAAAUAUUUAGAUGUCGAAUGUGCUAUCCAUCUCUCGAUGUAAGGCUCACAAAAUUAAGUUCCACUUUUUCAAAUUUUAAGUGGUAGAGAUCUAUUACAUAUAGUCAUUUAAUUAUUUGUUGCAUAUAUCAUUUUUAAGAUAUUAAAAUAUUAUAUUUUAAAGACAAAAUAUAGCAUAUAUAUUGUUAAAUGUUAUUUAUAAUAAAAAUAUACAGUUUAUUCUUAUAAGAGUAAUAGAUAGCACAUCUAUUUAUGAUACUAUUCAGUAUGUUAUUAAAAUUAUUUUAACAUUUCAUUUAAUUUUUUCUACUUAAGUGAUAUGAAUUUACUUAAAAUAUAAUAAUUUUAAUAAGACUUGAAAAAAUGUCUACAGUAAUAAAAUCUGACUGUAAUGAUAAAUUUAACCAUUCCAAUUUGUAAACUCACAUAUAUAUUGAUCACAUUUUCAUGGUUUUUAUGGUUUUUAUGGUUUUCGUAAUUAUAUUACUUCUAUUCUUUACCUUAAUCUAACGGAAUAGAUUAUGUAAAGAAAUAUAAUAAAAA
This is a messenger RNA of Pogonomyrmex barbatus (red harvester ant), 2098 nucleotides long. Its product is annotated as dehydrogenase/reductase SDR family protein 7-like. Lineage: Eukaryota; Metazoa; Arthropoda; Insecta; Hymenoptera; Formicidae. Gene Ontology annotation, molecular function: oxidoreductase activity. The record is from RefSeq and is a predicted model, not a curated record. Gene Ontology annotation, cellular component: membrane.